Molecule: messenger RNA, 2238 nt
Organism: Acaulospora colombiana
Lineage: Eukaryota; Fungi; Glomeromycota; Glomeromycetes; Diversisporales; Acaulosporaceae
Source: the annotation of a GenBank genome assembly
AUGUUGUGCCACGGGGUUGAUAAAAGUUGGAACGAAUGGCUCACAAUUCCUUUGAAAUAUCGUGAUCUUCCUGUUACCGCACAAUUAGCUUUAACUGUGUAUGACGUGUACGGUCCGCGUAAAGCAAUCCCGGUAGGCGGCACAACUUUUCGACUUUUUGGAAAGAACAACACCCUAAGAAGAGGGAAGCACAAAUGUUAUCUUUGGCCGAAUGUUGAAUCCGACGGUCGUGAACACACAACCACUCCCAGCAAAGUUGGUGCAAAAAAUGAGAUGGACCGACUGGAGAAAUUAGUCAAACAACAUGAUAAGAGCGAUAUGGCUAAACUAGAAUGGCUCGAUAAUCUCGCUUUCCGUCAAAUAGAGAAGAUUAAUAAGAGAGAGUCUUCAAAAUCGAAAAAUUUAUAUUUGUACAUAGACCUACCUAAAUUUGAUUUUCCACUUGUGUUUAGUGAACCGGAAUACCCUUUGCCUUGUUCCACUUCAAUGACUAUCAAUGGAACACAUUCUAACGUGCUUACACCUGUGGGCGAUUCUGGCAUAAUAUUUAUUGUUGAUCCUGAAAUUAACAGGGAAAAUCCGGUGGAAGCAAAACACAGGCGUAUGGUGAGAAGUCAUCGUAACGGAGCUUUGGAUCGCGAUCUGAAACCAGACGCAAAGACUCGGGACGAAUUAAAUGGAAUCUUGAAAUAUCCACCGACGCAACAUCUGACUUCAGAAGAAAAAGAUUUACUAUGGAAAUUUAGGUUUUAUUUAACACGUGACAAGAAAGCGCUUACUAAAUUCUUAAAGUGCGUCGUGUGGACUGAUCCAACCGAAGUGAAGCAGGCUGUUGAGCUGCUGCCCAAAUGGGCAGACAUCGAUCUGGAUGAUGCGCUUGAAUUGUUGAGCGCCAGUUUUGAAAACCGUUCUGUUCGAGGAUACGCUGUCGGUCAACUAAGAAAAGCAGACGAUGAGGAGCUUCAGCUAUAUCUUUUACAACUUGUUCAAGCCUUAAAAUUUGAAAAUAUAAGUGACCGAUCUAGUUCAAGCUUGGCCGAAUUUUUGAUCGAAAGAGCUAUGAAGAACCAGAUUUUAGGAAAUAAUUUUCACUGGUACCUUAUGGUUGAGUGUGAAGACAAAGCGGUUGGCAAGAUGUAUGGUAAAGUGGUUUAUCAAUACUUGAAGGCCAUGAUGGAGACUCCAUCAGGGUAUCACCAGCGAGAAAUACUUCGUCGACAAGGGGAGUUGGUCGCCAUGCUCUCGGAAAUCUCUAGGGAGAUACGUAUGAUGAAAGACGCGAGACCAAAAAAGAUUGAAAAGCUUCGAGCCAAGAUAUCAGAUCCUAAGAAUGGGUUAUUGCAAUUUCAUCCUUUGCCUUUACCGCUCGACGCCCGUAUUCAAGUUACGGGCAUAAUUCCAGAGAAAACUACGGUGUUUAAGAGCAAUUUGUUCCCAUUAAGGUUGACCUUUUCAUUGGUGGACGGUGGCGAGUAUCAAGUAAUAUUUAAAACCGGAGAUGAUCUUAGGCAGGAUCAACUUGUCAUACAAAUCAUUACUCUCAUGGAUAAACUGCUACGAAAGGAGAACCUGGAUUUGAAAUUAACACCUUAUAAGGUUCUUGCUACCGGACCGGAUCAUGGCUUAGUUCAAUUUAUUACAUCUUCAUCAUUGGCCAAUGUUUUAAGUGACUUUAAUGGCAGUCUGUUGCAAUUCCUAAAAGCGCAUCAUCCGGACGAGAAGGCCGUUGGAACGUACGGUGUUAGCGCUGCCGUAAUGGAUACGUAUGUAAAAAGUUGUGCCGGUUAUUGCGUUAUUACCUACUUAUUGGGUGUUGGAGAUCGUCAUUUGGAUAAUUUGUUACUUUCUCCGGAUGACUUUGGAUUUAUCCUCGGACGAGAUCCAAAGCCAUUUCCACCACCGAUGAAAUUGUGCAAAGAAAUGGUGGAAGCGAUGGGCGGGGCGAAUUCCAUUCAUUACCAAAAGUUUAAGAGUUACUGCUAUAUAGCAUUUAACAUCCUUCGCAAGAGUGCAAACCUGAUACUUAAUUUGUUUGCCUUGAUGGUUGACGCUAAUGUUCCUGAUAUUAAGAUUGAACCGGAUAAGGCGGUGUGGAAGGUGCAAGAAAAGUUUAGAUUAGAUUUAACCGAAGAAGAAGCCAUAAAAUAUUUCCAAAAUCUAAUUAAUGACUCGGUUAGCGCACUAUUUCCACAAGUCAUUGAAACUAUUCAUAAAUUUGCGCAAUAUUGGCGCAGGUGA